GACUAUUUAAGGGCCGGUGAAGUCGCUCAUUCUAGCCGACUCCGCCAGGAAGCCACUAUGAAGGCCUUCUAUGUCAUCGCCAUCGCUCUGGCGCUUGUCGCCCAGAGCAGCGUCGCCGAACGCGCAGACGAGCCUGUUGAAGAAACCAACCUACUUCAUGCUUUUCCUCGGCCGUGGCCCAGGCCAUGGCCCUCUCCCGGACCCUGGCCUCUGCCUGAGCCAAUUGAUUACUCACUACAAGAACACGAGCCUGUUGAAAACACCAACCUACUUCGUGCAAUUCCUCGGCCGUGGCCCCGGCCAUGGCCUUCUCCCGGACCCUGGCCUCUGCCUGAGCCAAUUGAUUACUCACUACAAGCAGACGAGCCUGUAGAAAACAGCAACCUACUUCGUGCAAUUCCUCGGCCGUGGCCUCGGCCAUGGCCUUCUCCCGGACCCUGGCCUCUGCCUGAGCCAAUUGAUUACUCACUACAAGAUCUGCCACAAACUGUGAUCUCUGCAGAGGAGGAAACAAAGACAAGGCAACGCCGCGCUGCUUCUCCCUGGCCUGUCAGGCCCUGGCCUCACCCCUGGCCGCAGCCCUGGCCCCAACCGUGGCCACAACCUUGGCCUUAUCCCCAGCCUCGACCAUGGCCUCAACCCUGGCCUCUACCUGAGCCAAUGGCUUAUACACUGAAAGAUAUGCCAAUGUCGAAAAUUUCUGCCGAGCAGCAACCCAAACAAAGGCAGCGCCGUGCUUCUUCUAUUAUCAGACCUCGGCCUCAACCCUGGCCUCAACCUUUGCCUCAACCCUGGCCUCAACCCCAGCCCUGGCCUCGUCCGCUCCCAAUUCCUUUGCCUCACCCCUGGCCCAUUGAUUACCCAAGAAUGUUUCCCUGACCAGCGCCUCGGUAAACUAAAAUAAAAUGC
Rhipicephalus sanguineus (brown dog tick) is the source of this 909-nucleotide messenger RNA. Its product is annotated as protein TsetseEP-like. The transcript is spliced from 6 exons. The record is from RefSeq and is a predicted model, not a curated record. The coding region runs from base 58 to 879 and encodes 273 amino acids. Lineage: Eukaryota; Metazoa; Arthropoda; Arachnida; Ixodida; Ixodidae.